Molecule: messenger RNA, 885 nt
Organism: Paraphaeosphaeria sporulosa
Lineage: Eukaryota; Fungi; Ascomycota; Dothideomycetes; Pleosporales; Didymosphaeriaceae
Exons: 1
Coding region: 1-885 (294 amino acids)
Molecular function (GO): protein binding
Source: RefSeq, a predicted model, not a curated record
AUGGCAACCCUCAUCACACCCACCCGCCUAACCUCUCUCUUCACCUCCGAAGUCCCCUGGCCCAAGUCCACCCCGCCAACCCCUUCCAACUGGGCUGCCGAGCACUCCAACUUUGCAGAAUACAAAGCCCUCGGCUGGCCCGUCCUCCUCGCCCUCUCCAAGAUCCCUCUACCGGAAGCUCAAGCGCUCGACUGGCUGGCCAUCCUACCCGCACCCACAUCCCCCGACUUCCCCGUCCAAGCGGUUGGCUUGACGGUCCUACUCGACCAGGCGCCACGCCACCUCUGCACGGGCACACACGAGCGCUGGCGGAAUGCGUUCUUCGACCCGCUGGCGCUGGGGUUCGCGAGGCGGCUGAGGGCCCUGCCGGCGUCGCUGGCGGUGCACACGUGGGCGCGCUGGGAGCGCGAGGGCUGGAGCUUCGCGCACUGGAGCGUGCUGUCCAACUUUGUGACUGCGCCGCUUGCGCAUGCCGAGGACCUUGCGGUCCACGAAGGGCUGCUCCUGCCGGAGAUCGCGGCGCGCAGGGCCCUCGUCGAGUCGCACUACGCCGUCAGAGACGAGCUGCACGACCCGCACCUCGCGACCUCGUCCACGGCGACGGCCGAAUUCGCACGCCUGAUACGCGUCGGCAUGCCCCCUGGCGCUGACAUGCCCCGCACCGUGUUCUGGUGGUGUCGCGUCAACGAGGCGCAUACGCCCAUCAUCCGCCGCUUUGCGCGGUAUCCCUACCGCAAUGCGGCGCUGGGACGCGUGUCCACGCCCGCUGAGCUCGAGUUUCUCGCCGCGACGGGGAACUUCGGGGUGGGGCUUGACGGCGAGGAGGCGGCGAGGGUCAGGGCAGACGUGGAAGACGGUAUCUGGACGGCGCUGGGCGAGGAGUGA